AUGAUAUCUCAGCGGGACAAAGGAGAAUUGGCUCGUUUUUAUACUGUCACGGACCCCAAAAAGCACGGGAAAGGCUACACGGUUUACAAAGUGACUGCAAGGAUUAUCUCUAGGAGGAAUCCAGAGGAUGUCCAAGAGAUAACAGUUUGGAAACGAUAUAAUGAUUUUCGCAAGCUUCACCAAGAUCUGUGGCAGCUGCACAAGAAUGUUUGUACUCAGUCAGAGCUGUUUCCUCCAUUUGCCAAAGGAAAAGUGUUUGGUCGCUUUGAUGAUACAGUGAUCGAGGAGCGAAGACAAUGCUCAGAGGAUUUGCUGCAAUUUUCUGCUAACAUCCCUGCUCUCUACAACAGUCAGCACAUUCUAGAGUUCUUCAAGGGAGGAGAGGUCCACGAUAGCUCGGAGCUAAUCGGACCCGCAGAACCACUGUCUGACCUUCUAGGAGAUACUUUAUCAGACUGCAGCUCUGGUGUACAAAGAGACAUUAUUGGUGCAGAGGAUUUGACUCUCACAUCGGAUUAUGGAGGUCCAUCCAGUGACAGUGAUCAGACUUCCCUCGCUAUAGAAACUGAUUCUUUGGCUGAGAUUGACGAUGGCAUGGCCUCAGGCCGCACUUCUCCAAAUCUACCACAAGGGGGCGCCAUUCCUGUUAGUUGCAGCUAUAGUCCCCGCUUGCCCUCCUUGCAUGACCGGCGAAGCCCAUCUCCUGCCCCUGUUCCAGCAUCAUCUGCCCCUAACCAAGAGGCCACUUGGGCAUCCAAAGUGCAACUUUUCUCAGGAAAUUUGAAAGGAACAAAUAGUGGAAACUUUAAAGACGUGAAGUCAGAUUAUCUGGACAAAGCCACUGAGCUCAUCUCUCUGGCGGUGCAGAGGGAGAAAGAGCAGGAUUACCAGACUGCUUUCUCCUUUUAUCGAAGUGGAGUGGAUCUGCUCCUGCAGGGAGUCCAAGGUGAAUCAAGCGCCAACCGUCGUGAGGCAGUCAAGAGGAAGACUGCAGAGUAUCUGAUGCGAGCUGAACAAAUAUCCAGUCAGCAUCUGAAAAGCAACAUGGGUCAAGGAUCAACACAAACAGUGGCCAUGGCAGCUCAGUGCUGUCCAUCCACAAGCAGAGACAUUCCAUAUCCUCCGUCAGAAGAGCUGAGAGUCUAUCGAGUGUUGGGAGUUAUUGAUAAGGUUCUUUUGGUCAUGGACAAGCGAACGCAAGAGACGUUUAUUUUGAAAGGACUGAGAAGAAGCAGCGACUGUGAGAGGUAUAAACGGAUCAUCAUGCCUCACUCCAUACCUCACGUGGUGCAGCUCAAAACGUUUAUCGUUUCUGAAGACACCGUUUUUCUUUUACUGCAAUAUGCUGAAGGUGGUAAGCUCUGGUCUCAUAUCGAGAGAUACCUGCGCACGUCCAGCCCAGAGGAAAGUUUUGACAUUCCUUUCAUCCAAAAAAGCCACAUAACAGCCGUGCACUCUCCGCAGCACGUCUCGGGCCCGGCAGGAGAGGCCAGCUCAGACUCUGGGACUAUAGCAGGACUGCCCAAAGAGGGAGAGACUAUGUUUACGUGCCCUCUUAAAAGUGCACUCCCACCACAAGCCCAGGAGCUAAUAGGAGCCCAGUCAGAUUCUGCAGCAACUUCUGAAGACAAGAGCUCGAAGUCUGCGUGUGAGGACGAGGUCAACAACAGUUAUUUGGCGCUCUGCAUCGAGUAUGAACAGGAGAGGAUCGAGAUAGAGGCCCUAAUCGAGGGGGAGGACAGAAGUGAGCAGGAGAUACUAUCACUGGAGUUGCCUAAUGCCACCACCUCCUCGCACAGCCGCUCACUGCUCAGUAAUGACAGCCUGUCUUCACCCAUCAGCUCUCAGGAACUGGGCUUCUUCACAGAGUCGUCUGACAGAAGUGGCCUGACGCAGGACACUGAGGGGCAGGACCACAGCGACGUGUUCAGUCCUCUGCCCUCUCCGGCGGUGCCUUUGUCUUUGGACCAGUCCAAGCACACGCCCAUGGAGUUCUUCCGCAUUGAUAGCAAAGACAGUGGCAAUGAGGUGCCCUGUGUGGACAAACAGCUGGGUCUGUUCUCCACCUCGGACCUGGGAUCUGAGGCCAAUGAGGACAUUCCAGAGCUGGCUCAGGAGGUGCAGCCUCGUUCCGAGCGCUGGGUCCUAGGGGAGGGUGACAAAGACUCCAAUGAGUCCAUCCCAGUAAUUUCCUUUAAAGAAGCUAUAGUGCAGGAUGAGGGCCAGCCUCCGGACCUGCUGGUGAACCUGCCUGUAGUGACAGGAGCUGUAGACAUUUCACGCGAGGAGGUUUUCUCUGGUUUUUGUCUGGGUCUAGAGGCCUCUGUUUCUCCUCAAAAGUCCAUUCAGCCUGAUGUUUUGCAGCGCCACAGCCAAACUGAGGAGGAGGAGGAGGAGGAGGAGCUUUUAUCAUUUGGCACAGCUUCUGCCACUGGAGAAAGUGCUACAUCCACGUCCGCCUUCUUGUCUUUAUGGGACAACGUCAACUUGGCGUAUGGAGAAGAAGCCUCUGAGAAAAUGGGCAACACCGAACAAAUUGACCCUUUCAAAGAAACAUUGGAGCCUUCUUCUUUGAACCAUGACAGUCCUGAUCUUUGUGCUAGUGUGAGCUCCAUGCCCCCCAGGACUGAGCCUGAGGUGUCAGAGGCCACAGAGAGUGAGCUGGGGCCUCUCUGUGCCCAGGAGACUGGAGUUGGCGAGUUUGAUCAGCAUGUAUCCCGACUUUUUGCUGAACUCGAGGAGUUGUCUGUGGCAGCAUCUAAAGCUCUCAUCCCAGAGGACUUUGUGAGGCGCUGGGCCUCAGAACUGGUCACAGCCCUGGACUCUCUGCACCAGGAGGGAAUCCUCUGUAGAGACCUCAACCCAAACAACAUCCUGCUUGACCAUCAAGGUCACAUUCAGCUCACAUACUUCUGCAGCUGGACUGAUGUGGAAGAGUCAUGUGACAAAGAGGCCAUGGCCAACAUGUACUGUGCACCAGAGGUCGGCGGCAUCAGCGAGGAGACGGUGGCCUGUGAUUGGUGGAGCUUGGGUGCCAUUCUGUUUGAACUUCUAACAGGAAUGUCUCUGCUGAGGUGCCAUCCCGCGGGCAUCGGGCGCCACACAGCGCUCAACAUCCCGGAGUUUGUGUCAGAGGAGGCGAGAUCACUGCUGGAACAGCUGCUUCAGUACAACCCCAUCGAGAGACUGGGAGCCGGAGCAGGAGGAGUUGACGAUAUCAAGUCCCAUCCCUUCUUUUCCAAAGUGGACUGGACAACAUCUUAUGCAGCUACAUAG
Knipowitschia caucasica is the source of this 3276-nucleotide messenger RNA. The record is from the annotation of a GenBank genome assembly. Lineage: Eukaryota; Metazoa; Chordata; Actinopteri; Gobiiformes; Gobiidae.